UGUGUGGUCGGUGGGACGAAGCAAACCUUAUUCAAACACAAAAUGAUCGCCAAAGCCGCAGUUAUCCUGUCCGUAGUGGCGCUAGCGUCCGCCGGCGUACUUCAGCUGGGCGGCUACCACGGCGGCGAGGCGUACGGCCACGAAGCGGUUGCGUACGCGCCGGUCGCGCACUACGGCGGGCAUGAGGACACACAUGUCGACUAUCACGCACACCCCAAAUAUGACUACUCAUACUCCGUGUCGGACCCUCACACCGGAGACCACAAGACCCAGCACGAGGCCAGAGACGGCGACGUGGUGAAGGGCGAGUACUCCCUGCUGCAGCCUGAUGGCUCCUUCCGCAAAGUCACCUACACCGCUGAUGAUCACAAUGGAUUCAACGCGGUAGUCCACAACACCGCGCCCCAGCACCCCGAGUACCACUAAGCCCUAGUGCGGGCUCUUGCCACUGCCAACCAUGUGAUAUUAUUCCUUUAAAACUUAUGUAUAGAUAGUCUUUAGUCGACAUCCAUUUUUUAUAAGACUGCGGCGAAAUAAACUGUUCGAAAAACA
Molecule: messenger RNA, 552 nt
Organism: Ostrinia furnacalis (Asian corn borer)
Lineage: Eukaryota; Metazoa; Arthropoda; Insecta; Lepidoptera; Crambidae
Product: cuticle protein 7-like
Exons: 4
Coding region: 43-426 (127 amino acids)
Cellular component (GO): extracellular matrix
Source: RefSeq, a predicted model, not a curated record